Messenger RNA from Grus americana (Whooping crane), 303 nucleotides. Its product is annotated as feather keratin Cos1-1/Cos1-3/Cos2-1-like. Lineage: Eukaryota; Metazoa; Chordata; Aves; Gruiformes; Gruidae. Gene Ontology annotation, molecular function: structural constituent of cytoskeleton. The record is from RefSeq and is a predicted model, not a curated record. Gene Ontology annotation, cellular component: intermediate filament.
AUGUCCUGCUACAACCAGUGCCAGCCCUGCCAGCCCUGUGGCCCAACCCCGCUGGCCAACAGCUGCAAUGAGCCCUGCGUCAGGCAGUGCCAGAACUCCAUAGUCGUCAUUGAGCCCUCCCCCGUGGUGGUGACCCUGCCCGGCCCCAUCCUCAGCUCCUUCCCACAGAACACCGUUGUGGGCUCCUCCACCUCCGCUGCUGUUGGCAGCAUCCUCAGCCGUGACGGAGUGCCCAUCAACUCUGGGUGCUGUGACCUCUCCUGCAUCAAGCGCUACUGCGGCAACAGGUGUCAACCCUGCUAA